CUAAAUGAAGAGAGAAUCUUAUGGGAAAGCUACCGCUGUGGAGCCGUCCGUACCUCAUUUUUUUGACCUUUUGGUGUUAUUUACGGAGUAUUCCUAUAUUUUAUACUCUACUCGACACAAAAGAAAUGAAUUUUAUGUGUGGAGGUGCUUAAGGGGUGUCUUACCUACGGCGGUAGCUCUUAUAGCCAAGGGGGUUGCUAUUGAGCCUAACUGUCGCAUCUGUGGGGCACCGGAAGAAUCAGUGGAGCAUGUUUUCCUUUUCUGUCCUUUUGCUCAGGCUACUUGGAGACUCCUACACAGAGAGAUCGCCGCAGGUAUGCACGAGAACUUUAAUAAUUGUUUGGCGGCUGUUUUUGGAUCGUCUUCGGCUGUCGAUGGGGCAGUGAUGGCUGCGGGUAUUUGGGCCAUCUGGAAAGCCCGAAAUCAGGCGUGCUGGGAACUCAAGGUGGUCAGACCGGAGGUUGCUGCUGAUUGGGCACGAGAAGUAUGCGUGGCUAGGACAAGUCGUGAUAUACAUGGUGUCACGAUGACGACGUCGGAGGGGUCAGUGCAGCACUUGGAUCGGCCGGGUCUCCUGCGUUGCUUUGUUGAUGUAGCCAUGUUUGAACAGGUUGGUUCUGCAUCGGUGGCGGCAGCCCUUCUUGAUGGGUCAGGCAAGUUCAUCGGGGGUUUCAACAAGCUUGUCACCUGUCCCUUGGUACCGAGGUGGUCCAUGCUCUAAAGAACGACGUGGUAGAUGCUCGGUCAUAUCUGAACGCGGUGGAGGAUGAUUGCAAAAAACUCACUUAUUUCUUUAACUAUGUUAAAUUUUUUCACAUUCCUAGACAGUCGAAUUUGAUUGCGCACACCCUUGCUAGAUUGGCUGUUAAUGGGUGCUAUGAAUGACAUUCUGUUCCUCCUAAUGAUGUAUUGCAUUUACUUUGAUGAAUGAAAGUGUUUGAGUUUC
Cuscuta campestris is the source of this 946-nucleotide messenger RNA. NCBI's taxonomy places the organism in Eukaryota, Viridiplantae, Streptophyta, Magnoliopsida, Solanales, Convolvulaceae. The record is from the annotation of a GenBank genome assembly.